AUGUCUUCCCCAGAAAAGGAUGCCUCGCAAGUGGCUGUAGACCAAAAGUCUGUAGGCUCAGUAGUCGAGUUCAAAGACCCAGCUCAGCUUGAGAAACGUUUCAGUCUCUGGAGCACUUGCGCUUUGCAAUACUCAUUGAUCUGCUCUCCUUUGGCAUUAGGAACUUUCUUAAGUACUGUCAUUGGGGUCGGUGGGUCCCCGGUGUUGAUAUACGGAUUCAUUCUCUCAGCUACUAUGAGUUUGAUCAUCUGCUGUUCAUUGGCAGAAUUGGCUUCCGCAUAUCCUCAUUCUUCAGCUCAGGUCCAUUGGACAUACUGUUUGGCUCCCAAAGCGUAUAAGAGAGUGUUGUCGUUUGCUUCAGGUAUUCUCUCGUGUGCUGGUUGGAUCUUUGCUUGCAUCAGCUCUACAUAUGUUGCAUCCAUGUUUAUUCUUGCUUUGGCUCAGAUAUACCAUCCGGAUUACGUUCCUAAAAACUGGCAUUACUACCUUGUAUAUGUUGCAAUUAUUGUAGCAGGGUACCUCAUCAACGUAUUCUUCGUCGUCAUCUUGCCAUACAUGAUUGACGUGUUGGUUGCCAUCAUCAACUUUGCUACUCUUUUUGUCAUCAUCACUUUACUUAUAAAGUCUGAUCCUAAGCAGUCCGCGAAAUUCGUGUUCAAGAAUAUCAUCAACGAAACAGGCUGGUCCUCUAAUGGGGUGGUAUUCUUCUUGGGACUUCUUCCAAGUAUUGCCAGUGUAUGUUUGUUUGAUGGGGCUGCUCAUAUGACUGACGAAAUUGCCGAACCAGAAAGAAAUAUUCCUUUGGUCAUGGUGAUUUCCAACAGUGUUUCUGCAGUGGUUGCACUUUUCGCAGCCAUUGUCUACAUGUUCUGCAUUGUUAGUAUGGACAACCUCAGUGUCCCAUUAGGUGGGCAACCAAUUGUUCAGUUGAUGUAUGAUUCUUUCAGUUCUAAGACUCUCACUACCAUUGGUGUCUUGUGCUUCAUUUUUACCUUUGUAGGUUCCUCCUUCACUUACUACACUUCCACUUCUAGACUUAUCUGGUCAUUUUCAAAGUCCAAGGGUCUUCCUUUUGGAACUUACUUUGGAAGAGUAUCGCAAACUCUCAAGACUCCAGUAUAUGCCUUGACGUUUGUAACUCUAAUCUGUGCCAUCCUAGGUACUAUGAUCAUGGGAUCUUCUACGGCAUUGUAUGCUGUGCUUGGUUCAGCCAUGGUCUGUGUCAAUCUCUCCUAUGUUCCACCAAUAAUGUGCUUAUUGACAAGAUCCAAGUUCUCGAUGUCUCCCUACGUUAGGUUUGACAACCAGGAUAGUCUGGUCGCAGCUGUCUUGAAAGAAGGAAAGAGUUUGCCCUACUUCUCCUUGGGUAAGCUCGGUAUGCCUUUAAACAUCAUCUCUGUGUUGUGGAUCUGCUUUAUCAUGAUAUGGUUGAACUUUCCCAUCUACUAUCCUGUGAGCACUGCCAGUAUGAACUACGCCUGCGUCGUCUUGGGCUGCACUGGUAUCUUUGGUCUUGCCGUGUGGUUAUUCUAUUCAGCCAAGCACUUUGAUCAUGACGUGGACUCCAAACAUAUACUUUAG
Scheffersomyces stipitis CBS 6054 is the source of this 1581-nucleotide messenger RNA. It is a transcript of the gene HNM4, whose product is annotated as Hnm4p. NCBI's taxonomy places the organism in Eukaryota, Fungi, Ascomycota, Pichiomycetes, Serinales, Debaryomycetaceae. Gene Ontology annotation, biological process: transmembrane transport. Gene Ontology annotation, cellular component: membrane. The coding region runs from base 1 to 1581 and encodes 526 amino acids. The record is from RefSeq and is a predicted model, not a curated record. The transcript has a single exon. Gene Ontology annotation, molecular function: transmembrane transporter activity.